Branchiostoma belcheri (Belcher's lancelet) is the source of this 1613-nucleotide messenger RNA. Its product is annotated as lysosomal protective protein-like. Gene Ontology annotation, molecular function: serine-type carboxypeptidase activity. The transcript has 11 exons. The coding region runs from base 37 to 1500 and encodes 487 amino acids. Gene Ontology annotation, biological process: proteolysis. The record is from RefSeq and is a predicted model, not a curated record. Lineage: Eukaryota; Metazoa; Chordata; Leptocardii; Amphioxiformes; Branchiostomatidae.
UGAGUAACCCUGACUUUCGUCUCACGUGCUUCCCUCAUGCGGUUUAUUCCCGAACUGCAGCAAACAAAGCAGUUGAACAACAUCAUGUCUGCGGACACGGCCACGGUAACUUUUCUCUGCGCUUUAUCGCUGCUUUCCGUGUUCCAGGCACUUGCUGUGCAUCCAGACCAAAUACAGAAGCUUCCUGGUCUGGCAACGAAUCCGAAAUUCGCGCAGUACUCCGGCUAUGUGAACGCUACGGGGAACAAGAGGCUGCACUACUGGUUUGUGGAAUCUCAGGGAAACCCAAAAACCGACCCUGUUGUUCUGUGGCUGAACGGAGGACCAGGGUGCAGCUCUCUGGACGGAUAUCUCUCAGAAAAUGGACCGUAUCAUGUAGAGGAUGAUGGGAGCACGUUGUACGAGAACCCGUACAGCUGGAACCAGGUUGCUAACGUCGUGUACCUCGAGUCACCCGCCGGCGUUGGCUUCUCCUACUCCACAGACAAAAACUACUCCACAAACGACGAUCAGGUGGCGAUGGAUAAUUUGGCAGCAGUUCAGAGUUUCUUCGUGAAGUUCCCCCAGUUUCUUCCCAAUGAUUUCUACAUUGUUGGAGAGAGUUACGGCGGAUUCUACGUCCCAACCCUUGCUGUGAACAUCAUGAAGGCCAACACUUCCAUAAACUUCAAGGGAUUUGGGAUAGGAAACGGGCUGACGAGCCAUGUGAUGAACGCCAACUCUGUCGUGUACUACGGAUAUUACCAUGGGCUCUAUGGAGAUGAUAUCUGGACAUCUCUAAACAAGUACUGCUGCUCAGAUGACACCGGCUGCCAGUUUGCAGACAAUCAGGACGCCAACUGUCAGGAAUCGGUACGACAAGCCAUGCACUUUAUUUUCGACAUUGGCCUGAAUGAGUACGCGCUGUACCUGGACUGCGCAGGGGGUCUGCCUCCACACUUCGCCCGAUGGAGGAUGGCCGUCAGUCACCUGUUCAGCGCCUUCAAGCUGCCUCUCCCAGCACCUCCCAAACCUCAGGUGAAUGGUUCCAGAAUGUACACAGCCCCCACCAAAGUGGGUCUGACCCCGCCUUGUAUUAAUGCCACUGCCCAGACCACGUGGCUCAACCGGCCGGAUGUUAGGCUGGCACUACACAUCCCGGAGUUUGUACAACCAUGGGCGCUGUGCAGUGCGGAGGUAGGAGACCAGUACACGACAGUUUACUCCACCAUGCAUGACCAGUACCUGGCGCUCCUGCCCAAGUACCGAGCUCUGGUCUACAACGGAGACACCGACAUGGCCUGUAACUUCCUGGGUGAUCAGUGGUUCGUGGAGUCACUAAAACAACCUGUCCUAGCUGCUAGGAAACCAUGGACCUACAAUAACCAGGUGGCAGGAUUCAUCAAGCAGUUUCAGAACCUGACAUUUGUGACAGUCAAGGGAGCAGGACACAUGGUUCCACAGUGGAAGCCUGGUCAGGCCUUGGCUAUGAUCACCAACUUUCUACACAACUCCUUCUGAUCAUACAAGACUCACACAUUUUCUUUAAGUUGAUUUAUGUUUGUGAGGUCUUAAUCUCGCAAUAGAAGGAAAUUUGCAGUUCUACAGCCCUAGUAAGACAAUGGAAAACAGAA